Molecule: messenger RNA, 10564 nt
Organism: Penaeus monodon (black tiger shrimp)
Lineage: Eukaryota; Metazoa; Arthropoda; Malacostraca; Decapoda; Penaeidae
Exons: 19
Coding region: 16-9573 (3185 amino acids)
Biological process (GO): signal transduction
Cellular component (GO): cytoplasm
Molecular function (GO): protein binding
Source: RefSeq, a predicted model, not a curated record
AGCGGGGUGGAGAGCAUGACCCAGGAGAGUUCCUCCUCCUCCUCCUCCUCCACGUCCUGCUCCACCGCUCGUCCCCCGCCCCCGCCGCACGCCAAGCCGGAGCCCAUUUACGCCCGCUCCACCAAGAUGAAGAAGACCGCCAGCGCCCCCGGCGGCCUCGGAGCUCAGCCUCAGGGAAAGGACCCGCUCAACACUUCGACAGGCACCUACGAAGUGACAUGGCAGUUCGGCCCUCUGCCUCCUCUUCCACCGCCACCUCCCCCUCCACCUCCGCUCAAGCUCUGUACCCACGCCACUUCCACCCCCUUUCCCCUUUACGCUAGCAUGGGACCCGAGGCAUCUUCUCUCGCCAGCCAGCCUGCCAGUCCAUCAACCCAGCCGUGCCAUAUGAGCAACCCGGCGUCCAGUGCCAUCAACCGAGUACCUCGACUCAGUAGCCAGCCAUCGUAUUCCACAAAGCACGUGUUCCGUUCCCCCAGCCACCAAGCGCGGUCCACAAACCCACGUUCCCAUUCCACCCGGCCGUGCCAGUCCACUUGCUCCACCAACCAGUCUCCGUGCACCGCAGACGACAUGUGCCUUUCCCGCCAGCCUCCCCCCCCUUGGAAGCAGCCCCCACGCCCUCCUCCCAAGCCGGCGCAUCCCGCAAGCCAGUCCACCGGGGCUCGCCCCUGCCUGCCCCUCGCUCGCCCCUGCCUGCCCCUCGCUCGCCCAAGCCAGGCCACAAACAAGCAACCCAGUCAUUCCGUCGCCAAGCCUUCUCAGCCGGGCGGUGGGCAUCCUCCUUCAGCCCACACUCAGAAUCUUGACCCAAACGAACUGCCUCCCCCGCCCCCUCCCUCGCCCCCGCCCCUCGUCCCUGUCCGCACUUCGAGCAAGCGGCCAAGCGGCGUGGCAAAUUUCCCAUCGCCCGCAUCUUGGAAACUGCCGACAUGUCGUUCGCGGAAGGAGACGGAUAAGAAUGUGGCUCGUAAUUCAGAUAAAUGUAACAAGCAAGUUGACGCCCCAGUUUGUGAACAAGACUCGCAGAAUUACGUAGACGUUCGAGAUGCUUCGGCCCUGUGCGGGUUGGUGGUGAGGGCGGGGCUCAGCACCCACGACUCGGCCGUGGGGACUUCGGGCAACGUCACCCAAGGCCCCGAGGAUGGCGCCCACGAGGCAGCGCUUGGCUCGAGAUUGCCCGUGUGUGCUUCCAAGACAUCCUCAGCCUCACACAUGGAGGCAAGCGUCUGUCGAGACACCAGUGAUAACACGGGGACCGGAACGCAUUCGCACGAUUUCGAGGGCCUCAGCUUGGACUCGACAUUGGCUUCGUGGCGGUGGUGCUCGGCGUCCAAGGAACGAGUGCGAGCUCCUUCGUGCGGAGACUAUGAGGAGAUGUACUCCAGCCAUAUGAGCUCCGCGGCAUACGCCAUGGCCAGGACACCCAGCGAGCCCUCGUUCUAUGGCGUCGCCUCCAGCUCCCUCGUCAGCAACACCUCCAGCAUAUACCACGCCGACGCCGAGGAUACGCACGAAGGGUCCCUGACUCGUGAUCUGCGGCAGUACCUGAACACACGUUUCCAAAAGGGUAGCGUGGACCAUGAGCUGCAGAACACCAUCCGCGACAACGUGUACCUGCGUACUGUUCCAGUGACCACCCGGUCUCCACGACAGGGGGAGGUCAACGGAGUCGACUACACUUUUCUCUCGAAGGAAGAAUUUCGUGCCCUGCAGAGAUCCGGGAAUCUGCUGGAGUCUGGCGUCUUUGAGGGACAUGAAUAUGGGACACCAGUACCAUCCCCCAUAUCAUCCGCCCUGCAGCAGCGUCACACUGCAGAGCGCAUAACACGGCAUAGGUUGCGCUACAGGAUGCCAUCGGUCACAUCACAUAACUCCUCUGAAACAUUUCCAAGCCCUGUUAUGGAACGAAGACGCCUUCCUCCGCUCCUUACUCCCUGGAUGGGCAUGCGAAGGGGAAGAGCUGCAUUGCCCAGUGAUGAUGCCCCCCCUAGUGAGCCCCAAAGUGAACCAGGGUUAGAUCCAGAUGCACAUACAGAGCCUUUGGAUGGCAACAACCUCUUGCGUUCUUUUUCUCUGCCCAUGAAACAACCAAGAGCAGGAAAGUAUGGCUCAGACAAGAUCAAAACUCUUCCAGGAAGAUUGUUGAAGGGUGUUCAGCGCCCUUCACUUAGAGAACUAAAUCGAACUUUUAGUGCCAAUGAAAUUAAGGAAUACUUUAUUAGGAAUGGAAGCCAACGCUAUCGUAUGGGUGAAAAUGAAUUACGUGGCCAAGCUUACAUGUCCAGCAAGCAUGAAACAUCAUUGCCAAUUAAUCAUUCCACAGGUACCUUUACUCGUAGGGCAUCUAGUCGUGAUAAAAAUUCUCCUAUGCGUAAAAGUAAAAGCUUAGCAUCCUUUUCAGUAGAUCCAGAUUACAAAUCUAUGCCAAUUAGUUAUCUCAUAGCUCAGACUCUCCUUACUCAGCCUAAGCAGAAAACCAGGAGAAGAACGCUGUCAGAUGAGUCUAUAACAGAAGAAUCAGACCUUGAGUCUCUCUUUGGUGGCAGUGAAGAUGGUGAUACUAUUGUUGGUAGUGACAGUAAUACUGAUAGCACAUCUGAUGACAGUGAUACAUUAUCUAUUCACAGUGAAGUCCUUACAAAUGUUCACAGAGUUUAUGAUAGAAAACCACAAGCAACAUCUGUAGACCAUAUUUACUGGAUUCCUAAUGUAAAAAGUAUAUCUGCUGAUAAUCUUUCUCUGCUAUCAAAUGAGGAGUCAGUAGACCCAGUUGUGGUUCCAAAUAUUCACAGAGUUUAUGAUAGAAAACCACAAACAACACCUGUAGAUCAUGAGGAGUCAGUAGACCCAGUAGAUGCAAUCCCUAUUUUUCCUAGUAGACAAAAUAUUGACCAGAACACACCGUCCUUUUACACCACUGUAGUAAGAAGCAAUCCUAAUCCACCUGCACCAGAAAGCACUUCUACUGAAGUCUGUUUAACAUUAGGCAGUUGCUUCCCUGAAUUUCAUCAUGACGUCCUCAGUUAUGAUGAAGAGGUAAAUAACAUAAUUGGUAUUAAUCAGGAGGAGACUUUGUCAGACACCAGUGAUUCAGCCUUCCUUUCCACACCCCAGGCAUUAUCAGUGUCUCCAGAUGGCACUGCAAUGGAGACUGCAUCAUAUACAGAUAGUGACAUUUCUAGUGUUAAUUUGGAUGAUUUCAUGUAUGACUCUGGUUUUGAAAAGCAGUCUGAUCGGUGUGGGAGUUCAUCUUCUGGUAGUGUAAAUAUUUAUAGAGUUAAUCAUAGCAUUCAGGACACAGAAACUAGCAAGUAUGUUAUGAUAUAUGAUUCUUCAGACAUCAAAAUCACAAGUGUAGAGAAGCCACCACUACCACCUAGAAGUUCUUCACUAAAAAAGUAUUUGGAAAUUAACACUGUUAAUAAAGAGGAAUUAUUGGAAAGACAGAAUGAGGCUAAAAAAAGGAUUACAGAAAAUAUAGUAUCAAAAGAGCACAAAGCUGUUGUAGAAAAAAAUAUUGGACAAAAGAAUCCAUCUAACCAAAAGUCUGUCUGUGGUCCCUCUGCAAUGGAUGUUCAGUGUCCUGCCAAAGGAGCAAAUGUCAGCCCAGUUACAGAUGGAUGUUCAACUGAAAUGGAAUCAGAUAGUUUUUCAGCAUAUGAAAAUUCAGGAGAAGAUUUGAUUGAUCAUCCAAAAAUCAAUGGUUUCAUAAAACAUGGAAGGACUUCACUAAAAUCAAGCAGUAAACAGAUUCAUGAACAUCCACAAAAUAAAUGUGGGCUUAUUCCAAAAUCUAACCGGGAUACUUAUAUCAGACUUGUAAAUAGCCUCGAGAACUUGUAUGUUAAGAAGGCUGGAAAUAAGAAAUGGAUCAAGGAGUCUGAGGUGUUAGACUUUACUUUGGAUGUAAAUUCAAGUUCUGAUAAGGUAGAUAAUCCACAGAGUUCAGAUGUGAAAAGUGGGCUUCAACAAAAUAACAGUGUGAUUGCUUCCAAAUAUGAUGGGAAUGAGUUUACCAGAGUUGGGAAUAAUCCAAAUAGUUCAGAAGUUAGAGUUGCUGAUAGUAGAAAGGACUCCAUCUCAUCCUCAACCUCAUCUGCUAGGUCAAAUGAAUAUCUUAAACCUAUGAAUGAUCUAUCUAUGUGUUCAGCAUUAUCACAGGAGGAAGCCAAUAGUAAUGACAAACAAAAAAAUUGUAAGUCACUACCAAUCAAAACUCCAAGAGUAUCAAAAUCAAGACAUUUUGCAGCUGCCAAUAAUUUUCCACACAUUGAUGCCCAAGGAGUUUUGGAAUUAAAAGGGGUUGGCAGAGUAUAUUCUAAUAUAAAAGAGGAUAAAAGUCCAAACUUUAAUAUCAAGGGAAGAAAAGGGGCACAUUGUGUGCCUGCACCACCACCACAGAGAACUCUUUUCAUUAGUAGAAAUGCACCCACGAGAUUUAGUGUAGUAAAAACACCACAUGAGAGACAAAGGCGUGCCAUACAGCAACAAGGUAAUAGGCUCCGAAAUUCCAUCAGAUCUAGUUUAAAAUCAGCAAUGGAAAGUAGACUGUCAGAUGAAGAUAAACGUUCCCCAAUUGUUGACAGAAGAGACAGUCCAGAAAAUGAAAGAAAGUUUAUUAAUAGACUGUUAUGGCAAACUGAAAACAGAAAUGAAUGGUGCAGGUCUCUUGGUGCAGAUCAUAGAUUUUGGUCAUCAGGGGAGUCUUGUUACAAUGCACAAUCAGGUAACCAUUACGGUACUCCAAAACCCCCAUCAUUACCUCCGGACCACCUGUCUCGGGGCCCUGCAGGUGCAGCAGUCUUACCUGGAGCUCACCCAAGCUCAGAAGGUAAACGACGACGCAACCGCUCCAAUGUAGAAGCCAUGGCUGCCAACACCACCAGCACAGAGCCUCCACCUGACUCACCCAAGCAUCCUUAUCCGCCGGGAACACAUUACAGCCCUCCUGGCAUGCACCAGGGGAUGGUGGCAGAAGAGGGAGGCAUGCAACUACAGCCUCCAGACUCUCCAACAUCAGGAGAACUUGGUCCACUUCCUUCCAACUGGGAAAAAGCAUAUACUGAAAAUGGGGAGCCAUAUUAUAUAGAUCAUGUGGCUGGAACAUCUUCCUGGUUGGAUCCCAGAUUAGCUCGUGUUCAAAAAAGAAAUGCAGAAGAAUGUGGGGAGGAUGAGUUGCCAUUUGGGUGGGAGAGAAUAGAUGAUCCUCAGUAUGGUACAUACUACAUUGACCAUGUAAACAGAAAAACACAGUAUGAAAAUCCUGUUGUCAUGGCAAAGAAGCAGCCCAUGGAGCAAGGAGGUGGAAACAGUCCAGCAGAAGGUGGGAACAACACUUUCCCUCGCCAAAAGAAAACUGCAAAUGAGGGCAAUAGUGUAGGAGCCCCAAACACAUCUGAUGGCCCUCAGCCUCCUCCUGGUAGUGGCCCUAAACGUGCAAACAGUGAGUGCGAUCUAAAGUCCUCCCACACAGGGCUCAUGCUGUACCUGCCCUGUUUACCGUGCUUGGCAUCAGAAGGCAAAGACUCUAAGCUGCAGGUGCAAGCGCAGCAAACGUAUAUUCGGGUUCACAACCGUAUGGACAAGAACUCCCUCCCUCGUCCUCGCUCUCUCUCUCCCAAUCACAAGCAUCCAGAUAGUUCUCAGAAACAUUCAAACUUAAAUUUUCGACAAAAUUUAACUAUUUCUGGCCCUAUGGAUCCUAUACAUAUAGCUAGUGGAACACCUCAUAAGGCAAACAAUCUCUCACAAAGUCCUCAGGUUUCAAAGCCAAACAACUUAGCCAUUUCUCCCAAUAAUUUCUACCCUCCUGACCAAAUCAGUUCAGCCAGUAAGCAAAGUAAUGCUAGUAGAAACCAAAAACCAACACUAAGUCAUGGAAUUCGGAAUCAAGAGGUGAAGAAUCCAACCUUCAAUCAAACCAUUGUCCCAAAUUUUGCCAAGCCCCACUUUCCCAAUUACCAAAAUCUUGCUCCCAAAUCGCUUCGCCUCCGAAUACCUCAAGCCUCAUCGUCUCCCAAAGGACCAAUGCCAAUGUUCAGUAGUCCUUACAAUAGCCUCAGGUAUAACUAUAGCACAGGCUCCAGUCCUCUGCAGUACAGCCCGAGCCACAAUGUAAGAGGUAGCCCUCCCCAAUUCCCUACCCCAGCACCAUACCCUCUCACUAGGUUCUUGUCAUCACCACUACCAAGCACCCAGGAUUUAGCAUAUCCAGUAAUCCAUCACCAAAGAUCAUACUCUAGCUAUUACCCAUACUCUGUCCUUACUCCCUCCGCCUCCCCCCUGUACCGUCCAUCGGAGGACCCUAUAGUAUCGGCAGUCAGCUUAAGAAGGAAAGACCAUUCAGGCCAAGGUAUAAUAUUCACCCGUAACCCAGCAGAGCUGCAGGGUGAAUUUAUCCGCACCAGCUUGGUAAAGUCAUCACGAGGGUUGGGCUUCACGAUCGUUGGUGGUGAUGACAAUGAAGAAGAGUUCCUGCAGAUCAAAAGUGUAGUCCCAAAUGGCCCAGCAUGGCAAGAUGGAAAAUUGCGCACAGGCGAUGUUCUGGUCUAUGUGGGUGACACCUGUGUUUUAGGUUAUACCCAUGCUGACGUUGUGAACAUGUUCCAAAACAUAGACCCAGGUCGCACUGUGUACCUAGAGGUCUGUAGAGGUUAUCCUUUGCCUUUUGAUCCCAAUGACCCAAAUACUGAAAUUGUAACCACUGUAGCUGUUACGACUGCUGAUGCAAGAUCAUCGAAGUCUGGCUUUUGUGAAGGCUAUGAACGAUCGAGAAACAAUUCGAGCGAGAGUAUGAACACAGCGAAGUCAAUGCCAGACUUAAGUAAUCCUGAACGUGUUCAAGAAGUACCCCGACCAGGGAGUGCUGAUCUGCUUAGUUCUGAAAAUUUUGAUCACACACCUGAUAUUUUAGACUUUUAUCCAUCAGCCUUAAGCAAACCUGAAUAUCUGACUAUACCGAUUGUAAAAGGUACUAAUGGCUUUGGAUUUACCAUAGCGGACAGUGCAUAUGGACAAAAAGUGAAAAAGAUUCUAGAUCGUGUUAGGUGUAAAAACUUGAUUGAAGGUGAUAUUUUAGUUGACAUAAACAAUAUAAAUGUGAAAGGAAUGAGUCAUACAGAAGUGGUGCAAGUCUUGAAAGACUGUGCACAAGGGCAGGAGGCAGUUAUCAUGGUGCAAAGAGGUGGGCUUAACUCACCAACAAAGUCUCGAGGGAUUCGCAAAGAUCAAACUAGCCCUAAGAAAUCAGGAGUUGCCAGUGGGCUUUUCAGAAGUAAAACUCCAACAGCAGAUAUGUACAGUUCACAACCCAAGGAAGUGAUUCCAAAUAGACCUAAGACUCCCCUUGUAGAUACUCGAAAUCGACCGAAGACCCCAAAUGUCAUGAGCAGUGUUGAUAUCAGCAACACAGUUGAUGGGAACAGGCAGCUAGAAGGCAACAUGGAUUACCGACCCCCCUAUACACCUACCUCAGUUCAUGCACCAUACCCAGGUGCAUUCUCUUAUACUGGGGGACAGGGAGACUCCCAGUAUGACUCUAAGGUCAACACCAUGUCUGCACAGAUGGGACAAGUCAGCCUGGAGCAGAACAACUACGAAAAUUACAUUGGAGAAAUGAAUCGUAAUGCUGGCCAGGAUAGUCAAGGUGAUGGCCAGGUUCCCCCACAGAAUAGUUAUUAUUACCACAAUGAUUUAUAUGCUCAGGAUGGAUACUACCAACAGCAGGCUGACCAUUAUGAGUAUGAUAUGAAGAGAACAAAUGCCAAGACACCUACUAAGGAAUACGUUAACCAGGGAUAUCCUCAUUAUUUACACUACAACAACAACCUUUCCAAUACAUCAAACCUUAUAAAUAAUAAUCAUAAUACUAGCAUGGAACAAAAUUCUGGCUAUGAUUAUAUGCAAUAUUCCAAAGAUGGCUACGAUCUACCCCGACAAGACUCUGGCUAUAGUUCACAGGCUCAGAUUCCUCCUGCCAGGAAUCCUUACCCACCUUUCCACGGCCAGAACAACUCGGCAGGUUAUAAUAACUCUGAUGGCUUCAACAACCAGGCUGACAGUUUAGGAAGAAGGAAAGAGUCCACUAGUUUUGAGUAUGAGCAUCCAGCACCUGUUAGCAUGCCUAGAUUCCCUGAUGGGCGAUACAGUGUGAAUCCUCGUGGUCCUCCUGUUGGUUCUAACGACAGUCUAGGGUACAUGGAGUUUACUGUAACACUCAAGAGACAAGAGACUGGUUUUGGUUUUAGAAUUGUAGGAGGAACUGAAGAGGGGUCUCAGGUAUCCAUUGGCCACAUUGUCCCUGGUGGAGCAGCUGACCAAGAUCGUAGCAUUUGCACUGGUGAUGAGAUAGUAGGUGUCGAUGGUGAAAUGGUGCUGGGAGCAAGUCAUCAUCGUGUUGUUCAGCUCAUGUCUGCCGCUGCCACACAUGGACGAGUCACUCUUACUUUAAGACGACGUACACAAAACCCCUCUGAACUUCAUAAUAGAUCAUUGGAAAUGCAGUUCCCUUAUGAUAUACAAGUCACAAGAAGAGAAAAUGAAGGCUUUGGCUUUGUGAUUAUAUCGUCAGUCACAAAGUCUGGUUCCACUAUAGGUCGCAUCAUAGAAGGAAGCCCAGCAGAGCGUUGUGGUCGCCUUCAUGUUGGAGAUCGCAUAUUAGCUGUCAAUGGGGUAGACAUCAAGACCCUGCACCAUGGCCAUAUUGUCAACCUGAUCAAGGAGUCGGGCUAUUCAGUCACACUUACCAUCGGCCCCCCCAGGGAUGACGCUUCGAGUACCACGUCCAACUCUCAGCGGAGUUCUCAGGGGUCCAUGAUACUGGCUCAGGCCACGCCAGUGUCGACCCCACAAGUCUCUGGUGCCCCGGCCCAGACCUCAACCCAGGCUGAGAGUGAUGCUGGCGAUGAUGGCGAGUAUUACAGCGUAGAGCUCCAGCGUGGAACCAGAGGAUUUGGCUUCAGCAUUCGUGGCGGCAGAGAAUUCCACAAUAUGCCUUUGUUUGUUUUGAGGAUUGCGGAAAAUGGACCAGCAGCAGAAGAUGGAAAACUCAAGGUUGGUGAUCAGUUGAUGGAAAUCAAUGGCAUGUCUACGAAGGAUAUGACACAUGCAGAUGCCAUUGAACUGAUAAAGCAAUGUGGAAACAGUGUCUCUCUAAUGGUGAAGCGUGGUGGGAAACUCCCUCAGCAUUUGGAUACCUUAAAUCCCAAUGCCUUGGGGUCACCUGUGGGUCCCCCACCCCCUGGGACCAACAUCCGCUCCACAGCAACUCUCCCCCAUCCCUCCCCAGGUUCAUAUCCCUUACCACCAGGUCUUCCAGCUCCCCCAGGACCACCAGGACCCCCAUACUCCUCCCAUGGUGGGUAUCAUCCCCCUCCCAAUGCCACAAACAGCUAUCCACCAGCCUAUCUUCACAAUGGUGCUGUGCGCGGCCCACAGCCUCUACACUCUUCCCCAGCCACUCAGUAUCCUCCUCCUCUAACCCCAAAUGGACCACUCAGCCAGUCAUCACCCAGAGUUAUGGCUGCAGAAAAUUAUUACUGGAACCGUGUAUCUGACCACAGACCCAUAUGAGGAGCCUCUCUUCAAAGAAAGAAUCGGAGAACGGUCUUGCAGUAAUAGUCAUGAAACUCAAAUGCACUGUAAGGUCGUGUGUUUGUGUCUCCCCCCUCCCUUUUGUUUCCUCUCUCCAAGGUGUACUCAUUGGAACUGGACCAGGAAGAUAAUUACCAUUAUUUAACCUGGGUAUCAUGCAGUCUGCUCAGUGCCUCCAGUGCUCAUGUGGGACCAGAUAUUUUCAAAAGGUGGCUGCAUGUCUCAUGAUUCUGAAAAGCAUUUCAGAUGAAAAUUGAAAUGAUGGCUGUUUUAUUGUGAUCUCUCUCUGUCUUCUGUUUCAUUACAGACUUUUUUUUUCAAAUGUCUAGUGAAAGUUUUCUGAAAGAAAACUUUCAGAAUUAGGCAGAUUUUUUCUUUUUUUUAUAACUUUGUUAACAUUGAAACUUGAAGAUGCUUUUAAACUUCAACUACUUUAUUUAUUUGUUUUUUUUUUUUUAUCAUAAUUUUUGUAGGUACAGGACAGUGACCAAAGUGGCCUUUUAUACAGUAGUUUGACCAGUGCUCAAUGCAUUUGUGUUUGUCAAUAUUUAUGAAGUUCAGCUUGUGUAGGUUUUUCAUAAGAAAACAGAUAUCUUGUUUAAAUAAUGGCUAUGCCAUGUUUUUAUGCAUGUGUACAUAAGUAGUAAAAUAGUUUAGUUUGGUUUACCUACAAGAAGUCUGUGAAGGGUUGAUAAAACAAUUUUGAACAAAUUUCAAAGGCAGUAUUAAAAGAUUGAUUAUAUGUUAAGUGAGAAGUAUAACUCUGUAAUUAAUCACUGGCUCACACACUGCCUUGGAUCAAAAGCCCACAAAUGCCUUAUAAUGAAUUGUAAGUAUUUGGACAGUUAUAAGAAUAUUGUAUGUAUUCUAAAGGAUUAUAUUAUUUUGAUUAUCAGGAAGGUCACAUAAUUACUUGUGAUAAUCCUGUGUAUUAUAUACCUUGUUAAUAAAUAUACAUGACAAGAUUUUU